Molecule: messenger RNA, 5174 nt
Organism: Pangasianodon hypophthalmus (striped catfish)
Lineage: Eukaryota; Metazoa; Chordata; Actinopteri; Siluriformes; Pangasiidae
Exons: 10
Coding region: 549-2048 (499 amino acids)
Source: RefSeq, a predicted model, not a curated record
UCCGGAUCCACCAUAACCCUGACCAGGAUAAAAUAGUUACUGAAAUUGAGUGAGAGUCUGGGUAGAAACAUGCCUUUGGAAAAUUUACAAUCAGGUUUUAAUUUCGGAAUAGUUAAAGGGCUGUGAUGGACUGGUGUCCCAUCCAGGAUGUGUUCCUACCUUACAGCCAGUGUUCCCAGGAUAGGCUCCUGAUCAGCCGACCCUGACCAGGAUAAAGUGGUUAAAUAAGAUGGAUGGAUGGAGUGAUGGACUCUGAAUUGAAAAGAGGAAAGUGCAAGAUGCUCCAUUAGGAGAUGGUAUAUUCAGUAUUUGUCCUCGCUGUACAGCAGGCGGCGCUGUACGCUUCCACAAACUCCCUCAGCAAAUUCUACCGAGGAAGAAUUGCCUUAUAGCUGGGAAAACAACCUAGUGAUUGAUUUAUUUAAACUUUGCAUUGAGUUUUAGCUAAUUUUCCUGAUUCCUGCUAAAGUUCAGAAGCUGUUUAUUUUGCUAUUACUAGCAGAACUGCAAGCCAUUCACAUCAGUGUUAAACCGGUAGCCGGGCGUCGAUGUCGUCGUGGGCGCGGAGUGUGAGGAGCAGGCGGAGGCUGGGGCACCUCUCCCGCGGUGGAGCGAAACCUUUUCGACCUUUCCAGAGUCAGCCAUAUCCUGUUUGGGAGGAAAGAAAAGACACACACCAUGAAUCGGAAAGCUUCGAAAAUUUGGAAAAGAGUGAUGAUUACUCUGACCCUACAGACUAUAAACCAUAUGAACCUUCACCUCAUGAGCCAAAUGUUGUCUCCCUGAAGGAUGGAGACAAGCGCAGUGCCCUGUACCAGCGAUUUUAUCAACAUUUCCAUGGAGAUGGAGCCAAGCAGCCUGCUGACUGUGUCGUGCUCUCUUUAAACAACCAGAAGUUGGAUUACGCAAAAUCAUUAGGCCACUGUUUGCAGGAGCGUGGCCUCGUGGUGGAAAUGCUUUACCUGCAGGCGGAGUCAGGCUUGACCCGGGCCCUGAAAGACGUCCGCUCCGAUGGUUCCCCCUUAUGUAUUCUCGUCGAACAGACUAAUGUAGCUCUCUCCUCGUGCACAGUAAUCAUAUUUUCAGAGUCCCUCAAAAUUCACCGCAACAUGCCCAGAGAGCAGGCUUUGGACUUGGUGAUGGUGGAGUAUGGGCGUGCGAGCAGUGCCUGGCGACAGUGUGACCCUGCGGAGGCAGCAGCAAGGGCUUCUGAGCUAUCUGAUGACUACCUGGAGCGGGCCAAGCUGGAGCGCCACGCUGUGCCCUCUGCCACGCGCCACCUGCUCCUCCUCAUGGCUGAGGGCCUACACCUGUACCCAGAGGAACUGGACUCCAUAGCUGCGUAUGUACACAACCGCCAGGACCAUCUGCAAGCAACCUCUGCUGAAGUAGAUGGUAAAGUGGCUACUGAGACAACGAACAGUCUCCCUGCAGGUCUGGGGAAUCCUCCACCCCUUCUCUCUAUACCUGUUGGUCCUGUCCCCCCAUUCAAUGAGCACCCAACGCCUUCCACUGGCAUAGCUAAGCCAGCUCAUGGGCAUCCAAUGAGCGCACCAGACUCCUAUCCCAAAACCAAGCCUCCUCCUCUUCUCUCACUGAACAUUCUUCAAAGAUCUCCUCAGGGUCCUCCACCUCAUGAUCCACCACCACCCCAUGGUCUGACUGGAACUCAAGCUCCCUCUGCCUCUCAUGGCCAUCCACCACCACGUGGUCCCUCUGCCUCUGAGACUCGUCCACCACUAUAUGGUCCUCCACCUCUCCAUGGUCCUCCAGCUCCUCAUAAUUCUUCUGCCUCUCAAAAUCCACAACCAUUAAGGGGUCCCACAGUACCAAGAGGAUCACCAGCUUCACAUGGCACACAUCCACCAAGGCCUCAUGGUCCUCAUAAUGGACCCCAUGGCUUCCAUAUACGUGGAACACCACCUCAUGGUGCACCAUUGCAGAAUGGCCCAAGUGGACUCGGAGCACCCCCACCCUUACUCAGGAACCUACGCAUGAGAAAUCCAGCAGGACCUGCAGCACAGGCUUUGCGACACUUCCCGCUAUGAUGACUCAGGAUGUCUGAAAAAAAUAAGCUAGUUCACCCACAUAGGAACAAAUCAGCAUAUUCUUGCUGUUACUUUAAGACUGUUCAUGUUGUCUUAUGUAUAUUUUUGUUUUCAAUCUUGUAAAUUUUAUGUAUUAUAUGUUGGCAUUUUUUGUUCCUGGCACAAUCAUGCCAUGUUUCAUUAAAAGGUUUCAGCUCCUUGCAUUCUUCGUUUGCUCUUGCAUGUAUGCAGUAACUACAUCUUCUUUACAUGCCAGUGUCAUUACUGUACAUGCUUGAAGCUCCACCCUUUUCCUAGAGUACCUCCUAUAAAUCCCCAUUUCCUCUCGGUCUUUCUAAAGGAUCGCCGACAAAGAGCAGCAGCCUCAUCGUGUUUCUCUGUCCACUUCAUCCCAGCCUCUCCUAUUCAUCCCAAUCCCUCCUAUACAUCCCUUCCCUCUUCACGCAUCCCAACAACUCACACAACCCUUCCCUCAUUUACCCCAACCCCUCCUUCACACAUCUUUUCCCUCUUCACUCAUCCCAACACUCUCCCUGUUUUAUCCCAACCCUUCCUUCACACAUCCCAUCCCAUCUUCAAAGUAGUCAAACACACUGCUCCUGAAGUCUACACCCUGAUCCUUCUGCAGCAACUCUCUAAAGUCUACAGGCUCAUGAUCUAGAAGCCCACUAUUAAGCACCAGGUUCAUCUUAGACUGUGCAGCUUGAACAGCCUCUCUCUUUACCCACUCAGAGAAGCCAUACUUCUAAAGCGCUACUGAUCCCAUCUUCCCAGCUAAACUAAUUGACAAGUGUCAGACAGAGGAGGAUAGGCUCUGUCUGCUGAGCCUUGAUUCUUCCCAAGGUUUCUUACAAGUACCCCUCACUGCAGAAUCAAUAGUCCAGGAGGUGGUGACAACUUGCUGAGUUUCAGUCUGGAUAAGCAUGUGUGCUGUUCCAUGUUCUGCAGUGUCUCGUAGGUUAGGGUUACGGGGAUAGGUUUAUAGGAGGACUUGGAUCAUGUCCAACUCCACCCCCUGGACUUUUGGUUCUGCAGCGACAACUAUUUUGCUUCUUCCUCCUAUCUCCAUCCAAGAGUUCUUCCUUGCUUCUGUCACCUCAGGCUUGCUCACCUGAAGUUAAGCAAGUUUCAUCUUUAGGAUCUCUACUGGAUAAUUCAGUUAUAUGAAACACUAUAAAAGUAUCUCUUCUUCCUCACUUGGACAAGUCCACUCGCCCUUUCUUCUCAACAUCACUUAACCAGCCUCAUUUGACUAUGAUGUCACAUGAUGUCACCUAAAACACAGAGCUCUCAAACAAAUCAAGUUUUGUUUCUCUUUCCACUCUGGAGCUGUCUCUCUUCAAAAUCACCCUCUUGAGUCAGGCAAACCUUGCAUCUAUGGGAGUCAUAUUCAUCAUCCUUGCUGUCCUUUAGUGGCUUGAACUGAGAAUCAGAAUAAUUCUAACACAAGUAAUAAUUCUAACAAAUUCUCACCCUUCCACAUCCUACAAGUCUAUUUUGCUAGGAUUAACAUCGACAGUCUUAAAAUGGAUCCCUUCAUGCAUCUUCCAAGGAGUUUCAGAUCACACUUUGAGAUCACAGGAGCUUAUCUGUUAGGCACACUACAGCUACAUCCAGUCCAUGAUACAGGACCUUGGAAAGACUCACACGAAACAGUAUGCAUGAAUUUAACUUGGGAGUUCUCUGGGGGGCCUGGCAGUCUGGAGCAAUGAAGAAACUGAGCAGAUCUUCAGCACAGGUUCUCAGAGUGUUCCACAGUCACUCCAUGUCAUUUACCUGAGUGUGUGAUCUGUACUCACAAAAUGGACUUAGGAAAUAACUGAUGUUUGGGAUAAAGACCAAGCCUGAAGCUCCACCUUCUUAAUUAAUGUUCUAUAUAUUCCCAUCUCUCUCAUUUCUCCAUUAGAGACAAAGUUUCGGCAGCCACUGUCUCACCAACUCCUAUCUAUUAAUCAACAACCCCUAUCCAAGAGUCUUCAGUGGGUCUUCAAGAAUCUUCAGACUUAAAAUAUAAUGCUAUAUCAUCAAAAAAAAAAAAACAAACAAAAAAAGCAUGAUAUAUAUGGCAAAAAUCAGCACAAGCACAGCAAGGAAUGGCUUUCCUAGCUUUAUUUUCCUAGCUUUAUUCGAUUUUUAAAAUUUUUUUUUUUUUAUGGGAGAUGCCACAAACAUCCCUCUUACCCACCAUCAGUCGGAUAGGAUAAGUGCAUAAAUGACCUGGGGUACAGGCCUUCACAUUUUUACCAGCGGCUGGUGAUUGUAUGUGAAAUACCAGCAGUCAACUGAACACAACCAGGAGAGAGCUACAAAUGUGUUUGCCCCUUUCAUGUCCUUUGCCGGUGUCUCUGAAGGUGAACUCAUUUUCUUCCUGGACACUUGCCUGCCUUGCUGGACACCUCUGUUCUGUCUCUUUGCACUAAUGCAUUCUGGGAGAGCAAUUAGAAUAAGUGUACUUGUGUGUACUCAGCAGUGUGGCCAAGGAAAGAGGGAGAGAAUGAAUGAUAAGGUGCAAAAUCAUCCACAUGGAGCUCCUACUGCACAUGAAGGACACGGACAGUGACCUAAUUUUUUUUAAGGGCUCUUGCUCUCUAUCCUCCAGCAACAGGAAUCCUUAAAAUGGACACUGUUCCAUGACUGUCCUAAUGUCUCAUCCAACAAUGUCCAAAACUUAAAUCUUACUUCAAUUCAUGUCAAUUUAAUUUUAAAGGUUUUUUGAAACUAAAGCCAGACAAACUAUGGAUUAAUGCCUUAUCUAUCCACUGGAGGGAGCCAAGAGGUCCUCAGUCAUACAUCUACUUAAGAGAGCAGGUUUAAGCAGCCCUUAAAUUAAGUAACACACUUAUAAACCAAAAUUGCACCCCUAUAAAAAGCUCUAAUCAGUCACCUGUGAAAUAAAUAACAGGGGGCCAUGACUCAUUGCUACGCACAUCUCAGAAUAUUGCAGCUUUCCUGUUAUUGCUUUCAUUAUUCUUUGUUAUAAAUGAAGUCGCAAUUAUUCUUAAUGACUCAUUCUUAAAUUCAGGAAAAGUUCUGAUAGGAAAAAGUACAGAGAAUUAGAAACAAGCAAUGAAAAAGCCCACAAAAUAUAAAAUGUAACUUACUAGAUCUUUAUUAAAUCAAACAGCU